GCAAGACAUGUGUCUCUGGGGAUGAUGCCGUUGCCACUGGUGCCACUCUCCCUGUCGCCAUGACGAUGCCGCUCAGCCCCCUCUCCAGUGACGAGGAGCAGCAAAGGAUGUUGGGAAACAGUCAACACCUUUAUCCAGGGGCGGAGGAGGAGGAGGAGGAAGAGGAAAUGGAUGAUGAUGGCGUGGACGAGGAAGGCGAGGAGGAGAACGGAGAGCUGGAGUUGGAUGACGAAGAGGAUGUGGACGAUGAAGAUAACAUCAGGCGAGGACCAGGGCGUUUGAGAGGAGGCAGGGAAGAGGGGCAAAGGCAAAAAAGCACAAUGGCUGGACGAAUUCCAGGAGACAGACCGCUACGACCCGGCAACCCAGGCCACACGGCCAACCCGUAUUCGUCCAACCCUGGACCCACCCACCAAACGCAGGCUAAUCAGCAGCAACAACAGCGGAAGCUAAGAGAGCGAAGCUCAAGCAAUGCACCUGACGACACGCACAUAGCUAUGAUGGUCUUUCGGAUUGGCAUUCCUGAUAUCAAACAGACGAAGUGUCUGAGGUUCAACCCUGAUACAACCGUAUGGAAGGCAAAGCAGCAGGUGCUGUGUAGUCUAACUGAAUCUCUAAGGGAUGUAUUAAACUAUGGCCUUUUCCAACCUGCUACUGAUGGGCACGAUGCCAAGUUCCUGGAGGAAGAGAGGCCGCUCCGCGAAUACCCACAAUCCUUUGAGAAAGGAGUACCCUACCUGGAGUUCCGCUACAAAACCAGGGUGUACAAACAGACAAAUCUAGAUGAAAAACAGCUGGCCAAACUGCACACAAAGGCCAGUCUGAAGAAGUUUAUGGACUACAUCCAGGCCGGGGCUGGGGAAAAGGUAGCCAAACUUGUAGACAAAGGACUUGACACCAACUACCACGACGCUGAGACAGGAGAGACCCCACUCACUCUGGCUGUACAGACGGAGCCGGGCGGAGGGGAGAUCAUCAGGGUGCUGGUGAUGGGGGGAGCACACAUUGACUUUAGGGCAAAGGAUGGCUUGACCCCUCUCCACAAGGCUGUCAGAGCACAUGCACACACUGCACUACUGACGCUGUUGUCUUUGGGGGCAUCUCCUGAUUAUAAAGACAGCCGUGGGCUGACACCACUUUACCACACUGUGCUGAUAGGGGGCGACACCUCCUGCUGCGAGACCCUCCUCUACCACAGAGCCAAGCUAGGGCUUCGUGAUGAGAAUGGCUGGGACGAAACCCAUCAGGCUUGUCAAAAUGGGAACUCUCAACACUUGGAGCACCUGCUUUUUUAUGGUGCAGACUCCUCAUCCCAGAAUGCCUCCGGAAACACUGCCCUGCACAUAUGUGCUUUAUAUAACAAGGAGAGUUGUGCCCGCAUUCUGCUGUAUCGAGGAGCCAAUAAGGACACAAAGAAUAACAGCGGGCAGACCCCCUUCCAGGUGGCUGUGAUGUCUGGCCAUUUUGAGCUGGGAGAAAUCAUUAAAAACCAUCGUGAAUCAGACGUAGUUCCCUUUUUGGAGUCUCCAAAGUAUGCCCCCCAGAGGAGGGAGAGUUCUCGUACUCUUGGAUUGCCCCAUCCUCAUCCUUUCUUGCGGGCCAACAGUGACAACAGCAUGAAUGUGCCAGACUGGAUCGCUUUUCCCAACGCUGCUGGAUCAAGCCUUGUCUCCGUGCAGGGUCUAAAGCAUGGUGGCACCUUGCGUAGCUCCAGCAGUCCCCGUGGAGCACGAACCCGUUCCCCGUCUCGUGGUCGAACAGGCGACCGAGACGAUCGGAGCCAGCAAACACGAGGAAGACAAGGGGCGGGCUCUAUCAGUAGUCAGGGCACAGCAAGCGGGCAGCGGCGGCGUCUCUACAGUGCCGUGCCUGGCCGUGUGUUUGUGGCCACCCGCUCGCACUCCACCCAGGGGGACCGCGAGAUCAGCUUCAACAAGGGAGACAAAGUCAAAGUGUUGAGUGUGGGUGAAGGAGGAUACUGGGAGGGGACGGUUCGAGGUCGCACGGGCUGGUUCCCCUCUGAUUGCGUGGAGGAGGUGGCUCUCCGCAGCCUGGAGCCUCGUUCAGAGAGCCGCAGUGAGAGAGCCAAGCGACUCUUCCGACAUUAUACUGUUGGAUCCUACGACAGCUUUGACGCGCCCAGUGACUACGUAAUCAAGGAGAAGACAGUCCUCCUGCAGAAAAAAGACAAUGAAGGAUUUGGCUUUGUGCUAAGAGGAGCCAAGGCUCAGACCCCUAUAGAAGAGUUCACUCCCACCCCAGCCUUUCCAGCACUGCAGUACCUUGAGUCUGUUGACGAGGGAGGCGUGGCUUGGAGAGCUGGUCUGCGAAUGGGAGACUUCCUUAUUGAGGUGAAUGGUCAGAAUGUGGUUAAGGUGGGACACAGGCAGGUGGUCAAUAUGAUCAGGCAAGGCGGCAACAGCCUCAUGGUUAAGGUUGUCAUGGUUACCCGAAACCCUGAUAUGGAGGAAGGGGUCAGAAGGAAAAUCCCACAGCAGAGUAAAAGGCUGAGCACACCAGCUAUUGCUCUGCGUUCCAAAUCCAUGACAUCAGAACUGGAAGAGAUGGUGGACAGAGCCUCUGCCCCAUGGAAAAAAAAAUCAGAGUUCGAGUCUUCACAAGCUACAGAGAAGAAGAGGACAGUUUAUCAGAUGGCUUUGAAUAAACUGGAUGAGAUUUUAGCAGCAGCACAGCAGACUAUCAGUACCAAUGAGGCCCCAGGGCCCCGGGUUCAGGGGAUAAAAAGAGAACGGGGCAGAGGCUUUUAUAAUGAGCCAAGUUUUGACCAAGCAGGAAUGGGGAUGACAUCAUCUGGGGCAGGGUUAGGAUACGACCGUGGUCAAUUUAUGUCUGGCCAUGGCCCCCCGCACGGUAUGCUGCGACAGAAGUCCAUCGGGGUUCCAGAGGAAGAGAAGCAGUUCCUUCAUCCUCCAGCCAUGAAGUUUGCCCGCAGUCUUUCAGUACCUGGCCCAGAUGACAUCCCUCCUCCCCCUACUACAGCUCCCCCUGAGCCCCCUUUCUCCUCAGCUCCCCCUCUUGGCUUUAGGGGCAAGACAUCUCAGCAGCCGUCUGUUUCUGUGUCCCAAUCCACUUCCUCUUCUGCACAUUUUCAGCUCUACUCGCAGUCAGUGCAUGUCACUCAUGGACCCAGAGACAGGUCCCCUGGACCACCUGCAGGGUCCGGAACCGGGGACCUCCCUUACUCCCAUGCUCAAGCCCACCCCUCUGUGCCAAGCAGGACUGCCUCCAGGAAGGUGAUUGGGUACACAGGGGACCUUGCAGGGGCUGGAGGAGCACCAGGAGCCAAGGCUGCAGCAUUGAGAAGGGGCUACAGCAAUGCAGUCCCACCCACUAGUGUCGCUACUGUUAUUCCCCAACAGCAGCAGACUACUCAGAGCCAACCUUCCAGGAUGGACCACAGUGUGAUAGGGGCAGGAGCAGGGGCAGGUGGUGUGCUGAAAGGUGGUGCCCGGAGAGGGAAGGGGCCCUUGGUGAAGCAGUCAAAGAUAGAGGAUUUGCGUCAGGGCCAGGGCACACUGGAAGGGAAGGGGUCAGUGGAGAAGAGCUCUAUUCCUAUCCCAACCAUCAUUGUUAAAGCUCCUUCCACCAGCAGCAGUGGACGCAGUAGGAGUGACAGUUCUAAACCCCAACCUGUUGUUCCCCCACCUGCACCCACCGUUCCACCGCCAGCCCCUCCAUCUAGACCUGCUCCACCACCCCCAUCACUGCCAUCACUUCGUACUCAAGAGAGUUUGGACUUUACCAGCCAGUUUGGUGCUGCCAUAGUAGGGGCAGCUCGCAGGGAUCGAGAACGAUUCCAUGAAGCACGACGGAAGAGUGCCUCCUUUUUUCUUUCUGCUGAGGAAGAGUUGGGUGGAGCAGGAGAAGUGGGAGGACGGACCCAGACUUCCCAACAGCAGCUGAGUUCCCAGCCUUCACCACGCCUGCGACCAUCCAAAUCUAUAGAUGAAGGCAUGUUCUCAGGUGAUACUUUUAUCCACCACACACGCAGUAUGCCUCCUGCCUUUGGCCUGCCUGAGUACUCCUCACCUGCUCCUCCUGGGGAUUACCAGCCUAAGUCUGUACCUGCUGACUUCUAUGGGGCGGGAGGCCGACAACAGCAGCAGCAGCAGCAAGCCUCCACCACAACUUUCAUUCACCCAUUAACGGGGAAAGUUCUGGAUCCUUCAUCCCCACUAGGCUUGGCAUUGGCUGCACGGGAACGUGCCUUGAAAGAUGAUGGUCGCAUUCGUAGGGAGAGGACCACUGAACAUCAUUUUAGCCGUCAGUUGUCCAGCAUUGGGGCCUUUCCCUCAUCCACUGCACAACCAACGUCGCACAUCUCCUACUCAAUGGCCUCGUCUUCCUCGGCAACCUCCUCUGCUGCUCAGUCCUCAAGCUCCUCCUCGUACCUAGUUACAUCCUCAUCGCUAGCUGCCACCACCACAUCCACUCGGCCUCCAUCUCCCAGGAUCCUGCGUGGAGCAGGAAGCAGCUGGAGUGAGGAAGCAGGGGGUGGAGAGCCCUUACAGCAGCAGUCCACACAACCAAUGACCCAGCAGCCUCGACGCCCCUCAUUCUUGAGGAUGGAGAGUGAGGCUGGGGCAUAUAUCCUUUCCUUGACCCCACCUUCUCCACCUCCAACAACAGCCCCUACACGUCCUUCAGCAGGUGAAGGUGAAAGUGGCACAAGUCUGAUGGUUCUCCCUCCCCCAGCUCCCUCAAUAGAUGCAGAUGAUGAGUUUGUGUUUGCUGAUCCACUCCCUCCACCUCUGGAGUUUGCCAAUAGUUUUGAUCGUGGUUUGGGUUAUUCUGCAGUGUUGUCUCACAAUGUGACAGCGCGCCAGCAGCUUCAUCCUACACCACCACCUCCCCCACCACCUCCUCCCCCUCCAAAAGACUCCUUUAUGACUGGGUUCCCACCUCACACACCCCUGCCCUCACCGCAGGCAGGUGAUUCCACAACUUCCAGCCUUACUUCCUAUGACAGUGAGGUUGCCAACCUCACCCAGUCAGCCCCGUCUCCCUCUUCAUCUUCCCCCAACCCACUACUGCCUCCCUCCCCCUCCACCUUGCAGCCCUCUGGGCCACCUCCACCUCCUUCUGUAUCACCUCCGCCACCACCCACCUCCUACCAUAGACCGUUUGGCCUAUCUCAGUCACAGCACUUAUAUAACAAUACAAAUUCAGCCGGACGCUCCUCUUCUCCCACACCACCUCCUCUCUCUAUUCCAGCUCCACCUGCCUACCGGGGCCCUCUAGCAGCAACAUCCACCCCAGCAACUUCUGUAUCUCUCAGAGGCGCCUCAACUGUGACCGCAAGCUGUUCCAAAACUGCUUCUACAACUGUAAUCUCUUCUACUACUGCUGCUGCUGCUGUUGUCACACCACAUACACGCUUAGCAACCGUCUCCACAGUAGCUACAGGGGGUAGCAGGCGGCCCAGUGCAGAGCAUCAUCCACCACCAAGUGCUGCUGCAGCUAUGAGUGGUGAGUCCCAGGAGACAGUGGUGGAUUCUGGGAUUGAGGAGCUGGACAGCCGAAGCAGCAGCGACCAUCACUUAGACAACAUCCUUGCACUCAGUGGUAGUGGGGUCAGAGAAAGGUUGGAGAGAGCAGGGAUGAGUAGCAUAGGUGGCGUUGGAGAGAGAGGUAGGGCAACAGAGGCCGACAGAGCAAGUGGGACAGAAUUUCUAGAGUCUUACAUGAGCUAUCUUGAUGGACAGACUUUUGAAAUGCAUAAUGCCAAAGCCGCAAGCACUGCAUCCACCUACCCAAAAACACAGAGGUACAGAGAAGGGAGCCGGGCUGGAGAUCUUCGACACCAAACCAGCACGGCACCCCCUGCAUACCACCAUCGUAGGGAGGAGGAAGAGGAGGAGGAUGAGGCAGAAGAGGGAGAGGAGGAGGAUAUCAAUGCCCGUGAUGGCUAUGGAAUGAGGGAAGGGCCAGGGAUUGCUCGCUCCUCUGUAAUGUACUUUGACCGGCCCCGCACUCCAGAGAUAAAACCGCUGUGGGGUGAUGGGUCGGCCGGAGCAGCGCAGUCCAUAGGGGAGGGAGGGGUCCAGACUGGGGGGACAUAUGUGGAGGCACGUAAACUACAUCCUCCCAUGUCCGGUAUGAAGGCAAGCAUCAUCAAUGAACUAAGCACCAAAUUACACCAGAGGAGCAAAGGAGCAGAGAACUGGGGAGCUCAAAGAUCACUGAGCAGACAUAGGUAUUUGUGUGUUAUCAGUAUAGUUACUCCACCCUCACCUGCCAAUCCUCUUGGGGACCCCUACUUCUCCCCCUCUCCCCCUCUCUUUGCCCCCUCCGGGGCUCCACCUCCUCCAAAUUCCUCUCUGGUGGUCUCUCGCUCCUUGUCCCCAACCCACUUCUUGUCAAGGACAUCAUCCCCACCACUUCACCCCAUUCCUCCCCCCACUUGCCUGAGUUAUCCACACCUCCCUCCUCCUUCACCCACCAAACCCUUCGCCUCCAAACCACUCCUAUACUGGACCAAGUACGAUGUUGCAGAUUGGCUGGGCUACCUGAACCUGGGUGAGCACAGGGAGCGUUUCCUAGACAACGAGAUUGAUGGCACGCACCUGCCCUCUCUAACCAAGGACGACUACCUGGACUUGGGUGUAACCAGGGUUGGACAUCGCAUGAACAUUGAGAGAGCGCUCAGGAGAGUGAUGGACAGGCUGUCUUCUAGCACUUUCCCCAUUUCUGCCCUCUCCUCCCGAGAUGAACGGACAGACAGAAGGAGAGAUGAGGCCAACCGGAGUUGAGAGGACAAGAAAGAUGAGGUGACAACUGCUGCCAUCAGAGAUUAUUCCCUGAAUUAAGAAAAAUGCAGGAAGAGAUGAUUUCAACAUCAAACUGCCGACUCGCAGAUGGAGAGAUACAGGAGAAACAGAGAGCAUUGAAGGCCUGUCGAACUGUGAACAUGCCUGCGCUUACGUGUGUUUCAGUCAACGAAAACAUGAACAUGAACAUUCACAUCCGUACAUAUCAACAUUUAAACAGAACACACUUAGUUUGAGCUUGCAGGCACUCACAAGGUAAUCAAAAUGGAAAUAAAUGAAUCAAAUAGUGGAAUCUAACUCUACCAGAAUACCCAAGAUCAACAAGAGAAGGUAACAUACUACAUACCUGAGCCAAAUAAUUUAAGUAAAACAAUCAAAAUGCUCUUUAGCUUUCCCGUUUUUCUGUAGUUCUUUAGGAAGAGAUAGGGAGAAAGAGAGAUACUGAAACCUCCUUUGCUAUCUUUUUCUUUUUCUCAGAUUUUGAGCUGAGUCUGUAUUACCGGCAAAUAUUUACUAAUUGUCUAAUUUUUAGAGUAGGUUCAAUGGAGACCAAUGCAGGGAGGGCAAGUAAUGACAAACCUCCUGUCUGGCAUGACUAGGGAAGCCCUUAAAAUAGAGGUCAGUUAUUUGGUAAGACUGUGUUUAUGCUUGGGUUCCUGUUGUUUGUGUGUGAGUGUGUGUGUGCGCAUACUUGAUAAUGUGAAAGGUUAUCACUAGAGGCAUGACAGUGAUUUGUUAUGUGAUUUACCUCACCAAUGGAGGGAUUCUAUUUUGCAGAAGCCAGAUUGGGGCUUGUGCUUAUCUUGUAUUUCACUAGAACUUCUUUACCUUCUCAUGUCUUAUAAUGAAAUAAUAUACAUACAUACAUAUAUAUAUAUAUAUAUAUAUAUAUAUACACAGACUGGUCACUGUAUUACAAAUCCGUAGCAAAAAUAAGUGCCCAGACCAACAUAACAGACUCAGAAGCACUCUACCACUUACACACAUGCACUCAGUACAUUCUCAGCCUACUGAUAGCAACAUACACAAACGUACAACAACACCUGUUGAUGACGAUACACUCAUCUCUUUUAUUUAUAUAACACAUAAUGGGACACAGUGAAAUAUCUAUGUAUGGAUACAAGAUGAACAUAAUGUUAUAACGCAAAAAAAAUAUUUUAAAGGAAGAUGAU
This is a messenger RNA of Sinocyclocheilus anshuiensis, 7963 nucleotides long. It is a transcript of the gene shank1, whose product is annotated as SH3 and multiple ankyrin repeat domains 1. Gene Ontology annotation, molecular function: ionotropic glutamate receptor binding; synaptic receptor adaptor activity. NCBI's taxonomy places the organism in Eukaryota, Metazoa, Chordata, Actinopteri, Cypriniformes, Cyprinidae. Gene Ontology annotation, cellular component: dendritic spine; postsynaptic membrane; postsynaptic density. The record is from RefSeq and is a predicted model, not a curated record.